CGAAAAUAAAAAGGAACUAUGGAACCGACUGCCCAACAACCGAGGCAUAUUGUCUUUGAGCGCGAUAACCGUAAUAUUCCCGAUCCGAUGGAGCAACUUUAUUACUUGGCCAUGGAAUAUUGGAAUUGGAUUCUCCGAAAGGUGGAACAACUUAAGAAUCUCUGCCUUCGUCCACUUUGCAACCUAAAGUUGACCCUAACCGCGGAUCCUGAGAUCCUAGAAAGGAUAAGCCAAACGCGAGGUUGGAAAACGGCGGCCAUCCGAUGCAUUGAGUUCCAUCCGAAGAGCGCUUUGAUGGCCCUGGUGAAUAACCAGGAUGUAGUCCUCAUAUACGAUGGAAGGAGCACAUCGCCCACCAGUUUGCAGCUCUUCCAGCAGAAGGACAUCACCUGUACCGCCUUUCGUCCUUGGUCACCGGGCUGCGAAUUGGCCGUGGGAUGUGCGGUGGGAAUUUGUUUGUGGCGGGAAAGUGGUCGCUCCAACUCCAAUGUGAACCUCAAUAUUCGUCACAUGUUGGGCAGCCAUCGCAUGAGGAUUCUGAAGGACGAGGGUCACAACUAUGUAACUUCACUGCAGUGGAACGAAGACGGCACCAUCUUGAUUAGUGCCGCUCUGGGCUCAUCGCACAUAAUCCUUUGGGAACCGGACUGUCAGCAGAAGAUUCGUUUGAUCCCGGCUCCCGAUAGCCUGAGCUCCUUCUCCCUCCUCCGCUACAGUCCCGAUUUCCAGGUGCUCUUCUGCGCCUCCUGCGAUGCUGGCGGGAGUCUGUGCCAACUGAACAGGUCGAAGUGGAAGUCGGAACAGGUCCUCAUGCAGAAUCGCAUUCAAACGGCUGUCUGGACCACUUGCAGUUCAUAUCUGCUGUUUGUGCGCGAGGGCAGCACUCGUGUUUACUCGUGUACUAAUGAUGGAGAGGCCUCCGUUUUCCUUCGCCCCAAACCCCUUUGGAAUGUCGAGUUGCUGGUGGACCUGCAGGAGGUCACCUCCUGUUCGGGGGAGCUGAGGUGCGGCGGUCAGCCGCAGACCUUCGCCAUGGACCCGCUGGGCCUCUAUAUGGCCAUCAUCUUCAAGGAGUCGCGCUUCGUCCUGCUCUGUCUUUUAAUCAACUCGCGACUGGGUCCACUGCGUCUCCUGCCCGUCGAGUUCAUCGAUUGCGAUGCCGAUGGUGAACUGUACCCUACUUGUAUUGGCUUUGGGAUUUCCCAGCCGCAAACUCGGUGUCUGGUGAUUUGCUGGAAUAGGGGGCAUAUUCAGCGGUAUCUAAUCACUGCCAAAUGCUUAAAAGAAGCCCAGAUGAUUCAUGUCAUUCAUGUCAAGGGGAACUAA
Messenger RNA from Drosophila takahashii, 1326 nucleotides. Its product is annotated as aladin. Gene Ontology annotation, molecular function: protein binding. Lineage: Eukaryota; Metazoa; Arthropoda; Insecta; Diptera; Drosophilidae. The record is from RefSeq and is a predicted model, not a curated record. Gene Ontology annotation, biological process: nucleocytoplasmic transport. Gene Ontology annotation, cellular component: nuclear pore.